Molecule: messenger RNA, 726 nt
Organism: Trypanosoma conorhini
Lineage: Eukaryota; Euglenozoa; Kinetoplastea; Trypanosomatida; Trypanosomatidae
Exons: 1
Coding region: 1-726 (241 amino acids)
Source: RefSeq, a predicted model, not a curated record
AUGGACUCCGACGACGACCUCCAACUCCCGCCGCCGCGGCCCGCCAUCAACCUGUCCGACUCGGACGAUGACUUGCCGCCGCCCGCGGGGCUGGCGCCGAAGCGGCGGGCGCCGCCGCCCGUGAGGCCGGCCGGAGGAGCUGCGCUGCUUUCGCCGAAUAACAAAGCCAGCACCGUCCAUCGCGGCGAGCUCGCCAGCUCGCCGCCUGUGUCUCCCCCCGCGGCUCUUGCGGCACCGAAGGGCGCGAGCCACGCGGAUCCGCAGCAACAGCUGCCACCUUUGCCGUUCACCGCUGACGCAAAGACGAGGGUUAACCCUGCCAAGGUGUACAAGGAGGGCUUCUUGUUUAAGCAGCAGCCAAGCUGGCCGUACAGCAACCAGAAGCGGUACUGUGUGCUAAAGAACUGUAGGCUUUACUACUUUGACUCGCAGGAAAGCAUGAAGGAGGGCAAGCCGCAGGGUGUGAUUGACCUCACCAACGCGAAGCUGACGGAUCCCGGGAGCGAGGCCAAGCUACCGUCGAACUUUGGGAUCCACGUGGCGAGCGAGAGGCAGGCGGACGGGGGAGGCAGCGGCAGCAACAAGAAAGAGCGGACGUUCAUUUUCUCCGUCGUGCACGUCCACGAGCUGGGCGAGUGGAAGGCGGCUGUUCAGGCCGUUGUGGGCGACACCGAGGAGGAUGAAGGGGCGCACUGGUUUGAGAAGAUGGUGCAGGGGGUUUACUAG